Volvox carteri f. nagariensis is the source of this 2434-nucleotide messenger RNA. RefSeq names its product acetylornithine aminotransferase. Gene Ontology annotation, cellular component: chloroplast stroma. Lineage: Eukaryota; Viridiplantae; Chlorophyta; Chlorophyceae; Chlamydomonadales; Volvocaceae. Bases 149 to 1531 code for a protein of 460 amino acids. The record is from RefSeq and is a predicted model, not a curated record. Gene Ontology annotation, biological process: arginine metabolic process. Gene Ontology annotation, molecular function: identical protein binding; pyridoxal phosphate binding; transaminase activity. The transcript is spliced from 5 exons.
GCGCUAUCUGCUGAUAUUGUAUUAGUGCGAAUUGAGCUCAGCUCUGUAUAUCGGUCAUUUGCGCUCUCUGGACGUACCUGACUUGCAAUUUCCAUCAGCAGUACCUGGCCUUGUGUUCGCUAGCUUCUGGCUUUAAACCUCAGGGACGAUGGCCCACUUGAAGCAUCGCCACGCCGCCCCUUGCCGGGGAAGCUGCACAUCGCGCAUACGAUGCGUUAUCCCACGCGCAGCGGCUACCGUGGACCCAUUAAAUCUACUCAAAGGCAUUUUCAAGCCCGCGAACAACGGCACACCUGCCCCUCAAGGCGCUGAUUUCACCAAACAGGUCAUGAGCGAGGAGUCCAAGUACGUAUUGCAGACGUAUGCACGGGCCCCGGUCGUUAUUUCGCAUGGAAAGGGUGCAAAGGUGUGGGACGCGGAGGGCAAGGAGUACAUCGACAUGGCCGCUGGCAUCGCCGUUAAUGCCUUGGGGCACAGCGAUUCCCGGUGGUUCGCAGCGCUUGCAGAGCAAGCCCAGCAGCUCGCACACACAAGCAACCUUUACCACACCCAACCCCAAGUGGAGCUCGCAAAACGUCUUGUGGAAAACUCCUUCGCCGACAAGGCCUUCUUCUGCAACACCGGCACAGAGGCAAACGAAGGCGCCAUCAAAUUCGCACGGAAGUGGGCGCGCGUUCGCGCCGGCGUUGACCCUUACGACGCGAACGCCUCGGCGCCGUACGAGCUCGUCUCCUUCACGUCCUGCUUCCACGGCCGUACUAUGGGUGCGCUCGCGCUGACGUACAAGGAGCAGUACAAGACGCCGUUCUAUCCUAUGAUGCCGGGCCACCGUCUCGCCGAGUACAACAAUUUGGAUUCCGCACGAGCCGUGAUCGAGAAGGGCAAAACGGCAGCUGUGUUUGUGGAGCCCGUGCAGGGGGAGGGCGGCAUCACGCCCUCCAAGUUGGCCUUCCUGAAGGGGCUGAGAGAGCUGUGCGACGAGGCGGGGGCGCUGCUGGUGUUUGACGAGGUGCAGUGCGGCCUGGGGCGAACUGGCAAGCUGUGGGGUCACCAGCUGUACGGCGUCGAGCCGGACAUGAUGACGCUGGCCAAGCCCCUGGCAGGCGGUCUGCCCAUUGGGGCUGUGCUGAUGAAGCAGCAUGUGGCGGACGUCAUGAAGCCAGGCGACCACGGGUCCACAUUCGCGGGCAACCCCCUGGUGUGCCACGUCGCCUGCACCGUGUUCGACAUCAUCAACAACCCCACCUUCCUCACCUCCGUGGAACAGAGGGGAGUCAGGUUGCGCGAAGGUCUGAAGCGGACGAUGGGCGGCAACCCUCACGUGAAGGAGGUCCGCGGUGUGGGUCUGUUGGUGGGCGUGCAGCUGGACGUGAUGGCGGGCCCGGUGGUGGACACGGCCCGGGAGAUGGGGGUGCUAGCCAUCACGGCCGGCAAGGGAGACGUGAUCCGGCUGGUGCCACCGCUCGUAGUCGGCGAUGCGGAAAUCGACAAGUGCUGCGAGGUGUUGGGGCAGGCCCUGAAGCGCCUGUGACACAUCAGGGGGCGCCAAAUCAAGGGCCUCGAGAGUCCCUUGGCGAGAAGUGCCAGAUUAGGCCAUGGAUUCAUCAUGGGGAUUGGGAUUGGGCUUGGAAGAUGAAUUGAUAAGAGUAUGAUAACAAGCGAGUUGUAGGAGGGAGGGCGCGGUUGCCGGUUAGAGUUGGAGUGAAAGUGGAUUGGUUGCGAUACGGGGAGGGGACGUAUGUAUGUAUGUAUGCAUUUGUUGGCUUUUGACCCAAGCACCCGGACGACAAUGCACAGCAGGCAGUACAUACUGUUGGGUUUGGUAGGCAGAGGGUUUGGUACCUGCAGCCAACCGCAGUUGUACAGCAGGUCACCGCCACCGCCACCUUGUCUGCUGCUGUUGAUCUAGCUGGACUGUCUGGCCGGGCUGUCAUCAGUGUGCGCCGCGUCGCAGACAUCUAUGCAUGUAUGGUUAUGUGUAUGGUUGUAUGUUUAUACGUUAAGGGGUUGAGGCAGGAAGGGUUGCUGGAAAGGAAAAAGGGAGGGAAUGGGAUUCACGUGAUCAAUGGGGGGAAAGGAAGUGUUGAAUGAUAUCCAGAUGCACCCCCCUCAUGCGUCCGUGUGUGGGUGUAUGUGUCUGCCUAGGGAGGUGAGAGUGUAUGUAUGUACGUAGGCAUGUAUGCCCUUGCGUCGGGAAGGGAGGGAGCAGGUGGGGCCUGUUUGGAAGUGAAAGGCGGAGAAUGUUGUUUUAUAGUGCCGGUGUUGGUGGCUCGGUCUGUCGCUCAUAUGCCUGUAUACGAGCGAGAUUUAGAUUGGUUGUUAAAAUUGUUUUGUUAGCUGGAUACUGCCAUUACGCUCCAUUCUCUUUGGGAUGGUGGGAUAAGUUCCUACAGUUUCCACAUGCAGCGCGCAGUUCCGACACAGCAUAUGCAGU